CAGGUAUGAAGACACUCAGGAGAAUGUGGUGACAUAAAGAACAAGAGUCAUGUCACAGAGACCAGACUCAUCUGCACAGAGCUCUGUGUCCAUGAAAAGUGACAGGUCAAAAGAAGGUGCCCUUCCAAACUUCAGAGAGGAGGAUGUGCCACCUGACCAAAGAGAGCAAAUGAAAGGUGGCAGUGGUCAGAAUGAGCAGCAGAAUCUAACACAUGUGUUCCAGGUAAUUGAGAAAAAGAUAGUAGCAUUUUUGAAGAAUGAGCUGCAAAGAUUGAAGAUGAUUCUCAGUCCUGAUUACCAAGAAGACUUAAAGAGAAAAGAUGAAGAUGAGAGUGAUGCCAGAGAAGGAGCUCUCAAGAUGGCAUUACACUUCCUGUCGGAGAUGGAGAGAACAGAUCUGGCCGACAAACUGAAAGACCAUGAGCUGGAUGUGCUUUGUCGGGCUGAACUGAAAAUACAUCUCAAGAACAAGUAUCAGAGUGUGUUUGAAGGAAUACCCAUGCAAGGAAACUCUGCCCAGCUCGAUAAGAUCUACACAGAGGUCUAUAUCACAGAGGGAGGAAGUGGAAAAGUAAAUGAAGAGCAUGAAGUCAGGCAGAUUGAGUCCAUAUCCAAAAGACCAGUUGGACAGGACAAACAAAUCAAAUGCAAUGACAUCUUCAAGCCCUUACCUGGUCAGGACAAGCCAAGCAGAAGAGUGGUGACAAAGGGAGUGGCUGGCAUUGGAAAAACCAUCUCGAUACAAAAGUACAUCCUGGACUGGGCUGUGGGAAAAGACAACAGAGAGAUCCACUUCAUUUUCCCAUUGCCCUUUCGCGAGCUCAACCUCAUGAGAGGCACACCACUCUCUUUGAUGGGUCUCCUUCACCACUUCUUUCCAGAGCUGAAGCAGUUAACCUUUGACAGUCAACCGAAGUACAAACUAUUGUUCAUCUUGGACGGUUUGGAUGAAUGUCGACUUGAACUAAACUUUCAGAGGAAUGAAAGUUGGACCAAUGUGGCAGGUGUCACUUCUUUGGAUGUACUCCUGACAAAUCUCAUAAAGGGAAAUCUGCUUCCCUCUGCUCUACUUUGGAUCACCUCCCGACCAGCAGCAGCCAGUCAGAUUCCACCUGAUUGUGUUGACCUUGUCACAGAGAUCCAGGGGUUCAAUGACACACAGAAGGAGGAGUACUUCAGGAACAGGUUCAAUGAUGAGAGUUUAACAAGCACAAUCAUUUCUCACAUUAAAUCAUCAAGGAGUCUCCACAUCAUGUGCCACAUACCAGUGUUUUGCUGGAUCGCUGCUUGUGUUCUUGCCAUGUUUCUCCCCUCUUCAGCAGGACCACAGCUUCCAAAGACAUUGACAGAGAUGUACACAUAUUUCCUGAUUUUCCAAACAAAACAGGCCAGUCAAAAGUUUGACAAUGUGCAUGAACUUGAUCCACAAUGGAACAGGAAUCUUAUCCUUGCUCUCGGAAAGCUGGCCUACAAGCAGCUGGAAAAGGGAAAUCUGAUCUUCUAUGAAGGCGACCUAAGAGAGUGUGGCACUGAUGUCAUUGAAGCUGCAGUGCGCUCUGGUGUUUGCACCCAGAUUUUCCGGCAGGAAUCUGGAAUUUCUCAAGCAACAAUGUUUUGCUUUAUCCACCUGAGCAUCCAGGAGUAUCUUGCAGCUCUGUAUGUGUUUCUGAGGAUGGCAAGCAAAAGGCAAAAUGUGAUCAAACGUCAUCAGCGUUGGAAACAGCUUUUUGGAAAAGAAUCUAUGACCAUCGUACACAAAAGUGCUGUGGACAAAGCUUUGGAGUAUGAAGAUGGACGGUUUGACCUCUUCCUCCGGUUCCUUCUUGGUCUUUCUCUUGAGUCCAACCAGACUCUUCUGCAUGGCCUUUUGCAGAGUGGAGAGAGACAUAUUGGCAAUGCUGAAACAAUCAGUUACAUUAAGGACAAGAUCAGGGAGGUCACUUCAUCAGAGAGGAUGAUCAACCUCUUCCACUGCCUGAAUGAACUGAAAGACGACUCCUUAGUGAAGGGGAUCCAAAGCUUCCUGAAUGCAGGCACACUUUCUGAAGCCCAGCUCUCACCUGGCCAGUGGUCAGCUCUAGUCUUUGUGCUGCUGACAUCAGACCAGAAGCUGGACGUGUUUGACCUGAAGGAGUACAUCAGAUCUGAUGAAGGUCUCCAGAGGCUGAAGCCGGUAGUAGAGGAAUCCGAAACGAUACUGCUUGAUAGCUGUGGGCUCAGUGAAAUGAGCUGUACAACAAUGGCAUCUGUCCUCUGCAAACCAUCAAAAAUGAAGACACUGGAUCUCAGCCACAACAGUAUUAGAGAUACUGGAGUCAAAGAACUUUGUAGUGGGCUGGAGAACUCUAACUGUGCAUUGAAGUCACUCCAACUAGCGGACUGUGGCAUAACAGGAGUAGGAUAUGCUGCUCUCGCCUCAGCUCUCAAAUCAAACCCUUCACAUCUGGAGGAACUGGACCUGAGAGGAAACGAAACUGGAGACUCUGGAGUAAAGCUGCUUUUGGAAUUACAGCAGGAUCCUGCCUGUAAACUUCAGACCCUGAGUCUUGUUAACUGCAGUAUAACAGAAGAGGGCUGUGCUGCUCUGAGUUCAGCUCUAGCAUCAAACCCCUCACACCUGAUAGGUCUGGUUCUGGAAAAGAAUAAACUUGGAGACUCUGGAGUGAAGCAGAUAUCUACUCUACUCAGUAAUCCAGACUGUAAACUACAGGUUCUGUGGCUUAAAGGCUGCAGUAUGACAGAAGAGGGCUGUACUGCUCUGACUUCAGCUCUGGCAACAAACCCCUCACACCUGACACGUCUGAGUCUGGAUAAGAAUACACCUGGAGACUCUGGAGUGAAGCAGAUCUCUACUCUACUCAGGAAUCCAGACUGUAAGCUACAGAGCCUGGGGCUUGAUAACUGCAGUAUUACAGAAGAGGGCUGUGCUGCUCUGACUUCAGCGCUGAUUUCAAACCCCUCACACCUGACAGAGCUGCAUCUGGAUAUUAAUAAACUUGGAGACUCGGGUGUGAGGCAGAUCUCUGCUCUACUCAGGAUGCCAAGCUGUAAACUACAGAAACUGGCGUAA
Molecule: messenger RNA, 3070 nt
Organism: Engraulis encrasicolus (European anchovy)
Lineage: Eukaryota; Metazoa; Chordata; Actinopteri; Clupeiformes; Engraulidae
Product: NACHT, LRR and PYD domains-containing protein 3-like
Exons: 10
Coding region: 50-3070 (1006 amino acids)
Biological process (GO): intracellular signal transduction
Molecular function (GO): protein binding
Source: RefSeq, a predicted model, not a curated record